AUGAAUAAGAAAAAAAAUUUGCAGGGUUUGGUUGCUUUAAUUACUGGUGGAGCAUCUGGUCUUGGAAAAGGUACUGUUGAGACUUUAAUAAAUCAUGGAUUAAAAGUUGCAAUCAUUGAUUUGCCAUCGUCAGCUGGUGCGGAAGUUGCCAAAGUUUAUGGUGAAAACUGUCUCUUCACUCCAGCUAAUGUCACAUCCGAAAAUGAAGUUGGAGCUGCGGUCGAGGUUCUACAUAAAAAAUUUGGCCGACUGGAUGUAAAUGUUAAUUGUGCUGGUAUUGCCUAUGCUAGAAAAUUGUAUAGCGUAAUGAAGAAGCAGAUGCAGAGUUUAGAUGAAAUUGAACGAACCUUAAAAGUAAAUGUAAUUGGAACUUUGAAUGUUAUCCGCUUCGCAUGUCAGUUGAUGGCUGAGAAUGAAAAAGAUGAAGCUGGGCAGCGAGGUGUCAUUAUAAACACUUCGUCAAUUGCUGCAUUUGAUGGUCAAAUUGGUCAGUCUGCAUAUUCUGCAUCAAAGGGAGCAAUUGCCAGUAUAACACUACCUUUAGCCCGUGAUUUCGCUGAAGAUGGAAUACGAUUCGUGGCUGUUGCCCCUGGUAUUUUUGAUACUCCCUUAGUUAAUUGUCUACCGCCAAAGGCAAUAAACUUUCUCAACAAUCUUGUGCCUAAUCCAAAACGAUUUGGGAAUCCUGUAGAAUUUGGUGCUCUUGUUCAUCAUAUUAUAGAAAAUCGCUAUUUAAAUGGUGAAGUCAUUCGAUUAGAUGGUGCAUUACGUAUGCCAGCAUAA
Dracunculus medinensis (Guinea worm) is the source of this 783-nucleotide messenger RNA. NCBI's taxonomy places the organism in Eukaryota, Metazoa, Nematoda, Chromadorea, Rhabditida, Dracunculidae. The record is from the annotation of a GenBank genome assembly.